CCUCUUCUCCCGAAUAUUGAAGUGCUUACCAAUGAUAGUGACAGCAAAAGUAGUGAGGAUGAUCUAAUUUACAACAUAAGUGAUCUUGAAGAACUUAUAGCCCUCAAAUUUAGAGAAUAUGAAGAACUAGAAACCAAUGUUAGUUUUUCAGUAAUCGUAAAAAUUGAAAAUGAAACGUGGAUCAAGAAAUUUUGUCUUUGGAACCUGGUCAAGAUAUAG
Molecule: messenger RNA, 219 nt
Organism: Racocetra fulgida
Lineage: Eukaryota; Fungi; Glomeromycota; Glomeromycetes; Diversisporales; Gigasporaceae
Source: the annotation of a GenBank genome assembly